Messenger RNA from Malania oleifera, 3605 nucleotides. RefSeq names its product polyadenylation and cleavage factor homolog 4. The record is from RefSeq and is a predicted model, not a curated record. Gene Ontology annotation, biological process: termination of RNA polymerase II transcription. The coding region runs from base 254 to 3421 and encodes 1055 amino acids. The transcript is spliced from 7 exons. Gene Ontology annotation, cellular component: mRNA cleavage factor complex; cytoplasm. Lineage: Eukaryota; Viridiplantae; Streptophyta; Magnoliopsida; Santalales; Ximeniaceae. Gene Ontology annotation, molecular function: mRNA binding; RNA polymerase II complex binding.
UAAACAUUGAUUCAGACCGUUGAGUCGGCCUUCCAAAUCGGAAAGUAGAGACCUUUUGCUUCAGUGUCUCUCUGGUCUCUGCAAAUUUAAUCCCUCACGAGAAACGCCCUCGCUGUCUCUCUCUCUCUCUCCCCCUUCCCCCCCUCUCUCUCUCUCGAGGCUCCUUCAAUGGCGAGGAGGGAUGGUGCUUGGUCCGCCGUUCCGUUGGGGGGUAAAACCCUAACCCUAAUUCGCCACAGACCCUAAAAUCUCGAUGGACGAAGCGAGGUUCGUGUUGCCGUCGAGAGAAAACCCUAGAACCCUGGGGUUCGCGUCUCCCAGUAGUUACAACAGCGCCGACUCCACUAGCAACAAGGCCAUGUCCAAUGACUUUGUGCAGAAGCCUCUCCCCACGAUUCUUGAGCGCUUUAGGGGUUUGUUGAAGGAUAGGGAAGAGGGCAUGAAGAUUUCCGACGAUGACUACGUCCCGCCGCCUGGUACAGACGAAAUUGUGCGGCUCUAUGAACUCGUAUUGUCUGAACUUACGUUCAAUUCCAAGCCCCUUAUCACGGAUCUCACGAUCAUCGCCGGUGAGCAGAGGGAGCACGGCGAGGGCAUUGCGGACGCAAUUUGUGCUCGGAUUAUUGAGGUCCCAGGUGAGCAGAAACUGCCUUCUUUAUAUUUAUUGGACAGUAUUGUCAAAAACAUUGGCCGGGAAUAUGUUAGGCACUUCUCUACCCGUCUGCCCGAGGUUUUCUGUGAGGCAUAUAGACAAGUUAAUCCUAACUUACACCCUGCUAUGCGCCACCUCUUUGGCACCUGGUCAGCCGUGUUUCCUCAAUCCACUCUUCGCAAGAUUGAAGCUAAACUGCAGUUUUCUCCAGCAGUAAACCAUCAAUCAUCUGGCAUUACAUCUUUGAAGGCAUCUGAAUCUCCUCGACCAGCUCAUGGCAUACAUGUGAAUCCAAAAUACUUGGAAGCAAGACGUCAGUUUGAGCAGUCUCCUGCUGAUAGUAGCAUUCAGCAUCCAAAAGGAACUUCAAAAUUAAAGGUUUAUGCACAGAAACCUGCCAUUGGAUAUGAUUAUGACUCUGAUCGUGUAGAGGUUACAUCCUCACUGGUUGGUGUCCAACAAUCGAACUCAACAGGAGGUACUGGCCGGACAUCUUUUGCCCUUGGGGCUGAUAAGCCAUUUCCAUCUUCAUCUGCUAGAAUUGCAAGACCCUCUCCUUCAAGAAUUGGGAUUUCUGGGUCUUUAUCACCUCGGGUUGAUGAAUUACCUGUAGGUAAUUCUCCGAGAGGAGUUGUUGAAGGAGUUUCUCCAUCCCAUCCUGGGUAUGAUUUCGGACUUGGCAGAAUAAUGGGCAGAGAUGAAGAGUCAAAGGAAUGGCGGAGAAGACACUGGUCUGAUGAUACUCGUCAUCGAUUUGAAACUUCUGCUUUCAACCAUAGCAAUGGACGUGAGCUCCAAGGACCUAGAGCUUUAAUAGAUGCUUAUGGAAAUGACAGAAGGGAAAGAAUUUUGAAUGAUAAGCCUCUGAAGGUUCAACGGCUGGAGGUGAAUGGCAUAAGCAGUAAGGUGCCGAUGAGAACCUGGCAAAAUACUGAAGAGGAAGAGUAUGACUGGGAAGAUAUGAGCCCAACCCUAGCAGAUCGGAGUAGGAGUAAUGAUCUUCCCUCAUCCUCUGUUCCAGAUCUUGUAAAUUUUAGGACAAGACCUGGCUUAGGAGCGCUUGGUGCUGCACCCUUGGAAUUGGAUUUCAGGAGGAGGAAUUGGUCUAGUCAUGCUCAGCUGCCAUCAGUGGAUAAUUCUUUAAAAUUUGAUGAAGGUUCAGUUUCCAAUGUGGGGUCUAGCCGUGGUUCAGUGAGCAGGUCAUCUGGAUUCCAAAAUGAAAGAAAUCAGAUCCAAGGUUCUCGCUAUCCCCAGGAAGCCUGGAAUAUGCUGCACAAUGGCCCUCGGUUGUCACAACAUAGCCUUAAUUCUGAAAGAAGAGGAUUCCAGAUACCUGUUUCAGCAAGUGGAAUAUCUUCAGUAGCUGGUGAGAAAAUGCCUGUGGGUGCUGAUAAUUUUGCAGAUUCUGAUGCAGAACUUCAUACACUGUCAACCUUUGCAUCAAGAACGGGUUCUUCAAGUCUCAACUCUAUGAAUCUGGAGACUCAUUCUGCUGUUGUACCAUCAUCAACGGGCAUAUGGCCUCCUGUAAAUGUGCAUAAAUCUUACCCACCCCCCAUGUUACCCGUUUUUCCACAGCAGAAGCAGAUUAGGAGUCGUUCUGAUUUGAUGAAUUCUACCAGCACAGUUGUGAAUCAUGGUCCAGAAAAGUAUGUGUUUUUGCCUGAUCAACGGUUGGUUAGUGUAGAGAAUAAGGCCCUGAGUUCAACCAAAUUGCCCCCUUUGCCUAACCGGCAAGCUGGAUUGAUUCCUUUUAGUCAGCCCAACCCGCAUGUUAGUAAUUUGCAACCGCAAGUUAUCCUCUCUCAGGAGUCUCAAGAAAAUUUUGUUUCAACUGUUGCAGCUUCGGUACCAUCUCAUUUAGGGUCAUCACCUAUGAUUCAUGGAUAUACCUCUCAAGGGCCUGGUGUGGCUACAAGUGCUGCUUUGUUGAACCAACUGCAUCAUGUCCGUUCUUCAGUACCAUUCCAGAAUAUACCAAACAGCUCUUUACAUUUACAAGGGGGAACCUUGCCCCCUCUGCCCCCAGGUCCCCCUCCUGCCUCAUCUCCAAUGGUACCUUUGUCUCAGGGUCCCAUCAUCAAUAGUCAACCUCCCGGUGGUGCAUUUUCAGGUCUGAUUAGUUCUCUUGUGGCCCAGGGGUUGAUCUCAUUAACAGCACAAGCCCCUACACAGGAUUCUGUUGGAGUUGAGUUUAACCCUGAUAUUCUUAAGAUUCGUCAUGAAUCUGCAAUAAAGGCUCUAUAUGCUGAUCUACCAAGGCAAUGCACAACGUGUGGCCUUCGAUUCAAGUGUCAAGAGGAGCACAGUAGUCAUAUGGAUUGGCAUGUGACCAAGAAUCGCAUAUCCAAGAACCGUAAGCAAAAACCUUCUCGUAAGUGGUUUGUUAGUGCCAGCAUGUGGCUAAGUGGUGCAGAGACAUUGGGAACUGAUGCUGUACCUGGGUUUUUGCCUGCUGAGACUGUAAUGGAAAAAAAGGAUGAUGAGGAAAUGGCUGUCCCUGCUGAUGAGGAUCAGAAUGUUUGUGCGUUGUGUGGGGAGCCUUUUGAUGAUUUUUAUUGUGAUGAGACUGAUGAAUGGAUGUAUAAAGGUGCUAUCUACAUGAAUGCACCCAGUGGAAUAACUGCAGGCAUGGAUAGGUCUCAGUUAGGUCCAAUAGUGCAUGCUAAAUGCAGGUCCGAGUCCAGUGCAGUUUCCCCUGAAGAUUUUGUGCAGGAUGAAAGGGGAAGUACUGAAGAGGGUAGUCAAAGAAAGCAGAUGCGGGAUUAGCUUAAUUAGACCGGCUUUUAUCUCCAUUGUAACUUAAAUUUGAGUUUUAUCUUGUUAAUGGUAGUCACACACUUAGUUUUAUGGCAGUGUUGAAGCUUGCAUCACUAUGCUUCAUGCCAGAAUCAUGUACAUGUAUAGUUGCACUUGUACCAUCUUGCAGCAAAAGGUUACAAAUUCUCUUGCA